Molecule: messenger RNA, 3140 nt
Organism: Mirounga angustirostris (Northern elephant seal)
Lineage: Eukaryota; Metazoa; Chordata; Mammalia; Carnivora; Phocidae
Gene: MYT1
Product: myelin transcription factor 1
Biological process (GO): regulation of transcription by RNA polymerase II
Cellular component (GO): nucleus
Molecular function (GO): zinc ion binding; DNA-binding transcription factor activity, RNA polymerase II-specific; RNA polymerase II cis-regulatory region sequence-specific DNA binding
Source: RefSeq, a predicted model, not a curated record
UUCAAACACAGUAGUGACUCUACUCCUUCUCCCCCUAAAACAAGUUCAUGGCGUCUCCAAGUUCCAGGCAGGGGGGCUGCCACAGCCGACACACUGCCCUCCCCGGGGUUUUGUGUUCCCCAGGCUGUGUUGGGGCAGGGUGCCCCUUGUGCUCCUCCCACGUCUUUCUGAUUCUGUGCAGGAAGGGCCCCUGUCAAGCCCCACUUCGGACCCAAGCCCAUCAGCAGUCCGCGGGCCCCGCCAAGGGCAGUUACAGCAGCUACCAGGAGAUCAUCGCCACUUCUCUCUUAAACUUGGGCCAAAUCGCUGUAGAUACCCUAGUUGGGGAGGACUUGGGCCAGGUGGCCAAGCCGGUCCCAGGUGUUGUGCACCUGGUUCAGGAGGAGGCUGAGGAAGGGGCCACCAGUGAUGAGGGGGAGAAGGACGUGUUCCUCCCCCCAGAGGAUACAGAGGAAGUCGCGGGAGUCACCAGGGAGCGCUCCCAGGAGCUCUGCCCCCAGUCCGUGGAGGGCGUGGCCAGUGAGGAGUCCAGCAAGAUGAAAGUCGCCCUGGGUAAUGAGGAGGAGGAAGAAGAGGAGGAGGAGGAGGAGGAGGAGGAGGAGGAAGAGGAGGAGGAAGAGGAGGAGGAAGAGGAGGAGGAGGAGGAAGAGGAGGAGGAGGAAGAGGAGGAAGAGGAGGAGGAGGAGGAGGUAGCCGCUCCUGAGGUCAUCUGCCAGGAGGAUGCCCCCCUUGCCCCCACCCAGAAGGCCCCCGAACUCCGGCAUCCGGCCUCUCCCAGCCCCAAGCCCGAGUACUCUGUCAUAGUGGAGGUGCACUCUGAUGACGGCAAGGACGAAGACUCGCGCUCCCAGAAGUCUGCGGUCACGGACGAGUCGGAGAUGUAUGACAUGAUGACACGUGGGAACCUGGGCCUCCUGGAGCAGGCUAUUGCCCUGAAGGCUGAGCAGGUACAAGCCGUCUGCGAGCCAGGCUGCCCACCCACCGAGCAGGGCCAGCUGGGCCCCGGUGAGCCUGGGAAGGUGGUGAGGCCCCUGGAUGCUGCCCGGAAGAACUACUGCAGCAAAGAUCCCUCACGAGCUGAGAAGCGCGAGAUCAAGUGUCCAACACCAGGCUGUGACGGCACUGGCCACGUUACAGGGCUGUACCCUCACCACCGAAGCCUGUCUGGUUGCCCCCACAAGGACAGGAUCCCCCCGGAGAUCUUGGCUAUGCAUGAGAAUGUGCUCAAGUGCCCGACUCCUGGCUGUACAGGCCAAGGCCACGUGAACAGCAACCGCAACACGCACAGAAGUUUGUCUGGGUGUCCCAUCGCUGCUGCUGAAAAAUUAGCCAAAUCUCAUGAGAAGCAACAGCCUCAAACGGGAGAUCCUUCCAAGAAUAGCUCCAAUUCAGACAGGAUCCUCAGGCCUAUGUGCUUCGUGAAGCAGCUUGAAGUCCCUCCGUAUGGAAGCUACCGCCCUAGUGUGGCCCCUGCCACACCCAGGGCCAACCUGGCCAAGGAGCUGGAGAAGUUCUCCAAGGUCACCUUUGACUACGCAAGUUUUGACGCUCAGGUUUUUGGCAAACGCAUGCUUGCCCCAAAGAUUCAGACCAGCGAAACCUCACCUAAAGCCUUUAAAUGCUUCGACUACGCGCAUGAUGCCGAGGCUGCACACAUGGCCGCCACAGCCAUCCUGAACCUCUCCACGCGCUGCUGGGAAAUGCCCGAGAACCUCAGCACGAAGCCACAGGACCUGCCCAGCAAGGCUGCGGACAUUGAGGUGGAUGAGAAUGGAACCCUGGACUUGAGCAUGCACAAACACCGCAAGCGAGAAAGCGCUUUCCCCAGCAGCAGCAGCCCUGGUGUGAAGUCUCCCGAAGCCUCCCAGCGCCAGAGCGGCACCAGCGCCCCGAGCAGCUCCAUGACCUCGCCCCAGUCGAGCCAGGCUUCCCGCCAGGACGAGUGGGAUCGACCUCUGGACUACACCAAGCCCAGCCGCCAACGAGAGGAGGAGCCCGAGGAGUCAGAGCCAGCAGCCCAUUCUUUUGCUUCUUCUGAAGCAGAUGACCAGGAAGUGUCGGAAGAGAGUUUUGAGGAGCGGAAGUAUCCUGGGGAAGUUACCCUGACCAACUUUAAGAUGAAGUUUCUCUCCAAGGAAAUAAAGAAGGAGCUGCUCACCUGCCCCACCCCUGGCUGUGAUGGCAGUGGCCACAUCACCGGGAACUAUGCCUCUCACCGCAGCCUCUCUGGUUGCCCUCUUGCUGACAAGAGCCUCAGAAACCUCAUGGCUGCCCAUUCUGCUGACCUCAAGUGCCCCACACCCGGCUGUGACGGCUCUGGCCACAUAACUGGGAACUACGCCUCCCACCGAAGCUUGUCAGGCUGCCCUCGUGCCAAGAAAAGUGGAGCCAGGGUGACACCCACCAAGGAUGACAAGGAAGACCCCGAGCUGAUGAAGUGCCCUGUUCCAGGCUGUGUGGGGCUUGGUCACAUCAGCGGCAAAUACGCCUCCCACAGAAGUGCAUCUGGCUGCCCACUGGCCGCACGGAGGCAGAAAGAGGGUUCCCUUAAUGGCUCACCCUUUUCCUGGAAAUCUCUGAAGAACGAGGGGCCUACCUGCCCCACUCCAGGCUGUGAUGGCUCUGGCCACGCCAACGGUAGCUUCCUCACCCACAGGAGCUUAUCCGGCUGUCCCAGAGCAACCUUUGCUGGAAAGAAGGGAAAAGUCUCAGGGGAUGAGGUUCUCAGCACGAAGUUCAAGACGAGUGAUGUAUUGGAGAAUGAUGAGGAGAUCAAGCAGCUGAACCAGGAGAUUCGCGACCUGAAUGAGUCCAACUCUGAGAUGGAGGCCGCCAUGGUGCAGCUGCAGUCCCAGAUCUCCUCCAUGGAAAAGAGCCUAAAGAACAUCGAGGAGGAGAACAAGCUCAUCGAGGAACAGAAUGAAGCCCUGUUUCUGGAGCUGUCGGGCCUGAGCCAGGCCCUCAUCCAAAGUCUUGCCAACAUCCGCCUUCCGCACAUGGAGCCAAUAUGUGAGCAGAAUUUUGAUGCCUACGUGAGCACCCUCACCGACAUGUACUCCGACCAGGAGUGCUACCAGGACCCCGAGAACAAGGACCUCCUGGAGAGCAUCAAACGGGCUGUGAGGGGCAUCCAGGUCUAG